CGCCCACCACCCUUCCCCCUUCUAUUAUUUCACAUGCAUUUCCUGACUUUUUCGAGCAUAAUAUAAUACUCAAUCACACUCGUAAACAUCACAAAAGCACAAAAUUAAUAAGCAAAAAAUUAAUUAAAAAAAGAAAAAGAAAUGCCUCCCGCCACCGCCCCGCCACCGCAAUCCACGGCGGCGCCACCGCCAACCGCGGAGGCUCUCCGCCAAAUCUCGUCGCUCCUCGCCGACCUCCUCCCCUCCACUCUCUCCGUCACCUCCUUCGCCGCGCGGUGGCAGGUCCUCCGCUCGAAGCUCGGCGCCGUCCAAACCCUCGCCGCCGAAAUCCGCGACUCUCCGCACUGGUCGGACAAUCCGCUCCUCCCGACGCUCCUCCCCGCGCUCCUCUCCACCCUCCGCCGCACCGAGAUCCUCUGCCACCACUGCCGCGGCGAGGCCGCCGGCCGCGGCAAGCUGCUGAUGCAAUCCGACCUCGACAUGGCGACGGGGUGGCUGUCGAAGCAGAUCAACGACCUGGAGCUCCUCCUCCGCUCCGGCGUCCUCCACCACUCCACCGCCAUUGUCCUCUCCCGCCCUAAUUCCGCCUCCUCGAAGGAGGAGCUGACGUUUUUCGUGCGAGACCUCUUCGCGCGGCUCCAGAUCGGAGGCCUGGAAUUCAAGCUGAAGGCGCUGGAUUCGCUGAUCCAGCUGCUGAUCGAAGAUAGCAAGUCGGCGAUGGUCGUCGCGAGGGAAGGAGACAUGAGAUGCCUCACAUCGCUGCUCGAUUCGAGCGGCGACGACUCCGUCAGGGAGCUGGCGGUCCACGCCGUGUCGCUGCUCGUCGCCGCCGGCGAUUUGCCGCGGAAAUGCGUGUUCGAGGAAGGGGCUUUAGGUCCUCUGCUCAGGAUAAUCGAGUGCAGCUCGGUGCAGGUGAAGGAGAGGGCGGCGAUGGCCGUCGAGUUCAUCACCGCCGACCACGACAACGCCUGGGCGAUUUCCGCCUACGGCGGCGUUCCUGUACUGAUCGAGCUCUGCAAAUCUGGCUCUCUCAUCGCUCAAUCGUACGCCGUUGGCGCGAUCAGGAACGUUUCCGUGGUUGAAGAUAUCCGAGCUGCGUUAGCGGAAGAAGGCGCUGUUCCUGUUCUAAUCGACUUGCUUGUUUCAGGAAACGCAUCUGCGCAAGGAAAAUCAGCGAAUUGCAUAUCGAUUCUCGCUUCCACAAGCGAGAAAAUCCGCAAAUUACUGCUGCAGGAGAAAGGUUUGCAGAAAUUGGUGCAGUUAUUUCACGAAUGCCCCGUUGCUGAAACUGUAGAACACGUUCUACGCGCGAUUUACUCGUUUUCCGAUGAUGAAAUGAGCAAUCGCGUAUUAUCUGAAUCAACUAUGUUCAUAGUACAGCUAGCUGAUCUGAUUAAGCUUGGGAAAAACAUUAGGUUGCAGCACAUUGCAGCUUCAUUGCUUGCUAAAUUAUCGAUUAGUGAUCGUAACAAGAUUGUGAUUGCUGGUUGUAUGGGUUCAUUAGUGCGGUUAAUGGAGGCCGUGAAGCCUGAUGGAGUGCAGGAGGUCGCAGCCAAGGCCCUGACCUCGUUGUUAUCUGUGAAACCGAAUAGGAAGGAGUUGGUGAGGGAUGAGAAGAGUCUAAUGAGGCUGGCACAGAUGCUGGAUCCUCGGUUUGAGGUGCUUUCAAAGAAGUCCCCUGUGUCGGUGGUGGCAGCUAUAAUGGCUGGAGGGAGCCAUGGCUGUCGGAAGAGGCUCGUGGCAGCUGGUGUCCACGGCCAUUUGCAGAGGUUGGUUGAGAUGGAUGUAGUCGGUGCCAAAAAGGCAUUGCAGAGACUCUCCGGGAACAGGCUAACUAGUUUGUUUUCAAGAACGUGGAGGGACUAAUUAGGUGUUUCCCUGCCAGACAGAAUGGUCCAAAAGGGAUUCUCCAUCACAUUUUCUUCCUCUCCCUAUCUUGUGUGAAUAAAUCAUGUGACCCCCGAGUCUUUUCGUCCGUCGUGGCUUUGGCAGGACGUUGGUCGACAAACGCCUUGAUGUCGACGAGCUGCCUACAACGAAGGAUUGGACACACAGCCAGCAGUUGGUAUAACCCUGAAACUCUUAGCUCAUGGUAGUGUAAUACUGUUUAUUAUAGGAAAGUUGAUUGUGAAAGAAAAAAAACAGAAGUUUGGUGUAAUUUAUGUUCUAUAGUAUAGCAUGGAUGCGUUUUUUUAGUAGUAUCCUUGUUUUGUUUUGUUUUUUUUUUCUCUUGUAAUAACAUAUAACGUUUUGUUUUCAAUGUAUUUUGAGUGAGCAGAUUGUAUUUUA
Molecule: messenger RNA, 2289 nt
Organism: Salvia hispanica
Lineage: Eukaryota; Viridiplantae; Streptophyta; Magnoliopsida; Lamiales; Lamiaceae
Molecular function (GO): protein binding
Source: RefSeq, a predicted model, not a curated record